UCGGCGGAGGGCGGCGCCGCAGGGGUGCCCGAAUCGCUGCUGCAUCCCGUUGCCUCCCGCGCGAUAUGCUGCGCCACGCCGCCAAGCCGUCCACCCGCCGGAUCGCGGUCGGGGCGCGGGCGCUCUCCUCUAACUCGCUCCUCAAGCAGAGGCUGAUCGAGCUCAUGCCGGAGAAGCAGGCGGCGCUGAAGAAACUCAAGACGGAACAUGGCGCCAAGAUUGUCGACAAGGUGACGAUUGACCAGCUGAUCGGCGGGGCACGCUCAAUCAAGUGCAUGCUGUGGGAGACGUCGCAGCUCGACGCGAUGGAGGGCAUCCGCUUCCGCGGGUUGACCAUCCCCGAGCUGCAGGAGAAGCUCCCGACCCACUCCGGCGUCGGCAGCGUCACCAAAGAGGAGCCGAUACCUGAGGGCAUGCUGUGGCUCCUGCUGACGGGCGAGGUGCCCACCAAGGAGCAGGCCGACUCGGUGACGGCGGAGCUGCACUCGCGCGCGAAGCUUCCGGCUCACGUGGAGAGUAUGAUUCGCUCCUUCCCGGAGGGGAUGCACCCGAUGACGCAGCUCUCGUCUGCCAUCCUCGCGCUGCAGACGGAGUCGGUCUUCGCGCAGAAGUACGCGGAAGGGACCAACAAGACCCUCUACUGGGACCACGUGUACGAGGACAUGAUGAACCUCCUCGCGAGGAUGCCGGAGAUCUGCGCACUCAUCUUCCGCUGCACCUACUACCCAGAGGGGGGGCGGGCGGGGGCCAAGAUGAACCAGUACGACGCCAGCCUCGACUACGCCGCCAACUUUUGCAACAUGCUCGGCGAAAAGUUUGCGGGCGACAAGGGCUUCCACGAGCUGAUGCGGCUCUACAUCACCAUCCACACGGACCACGAGGGCGGAAACGCGUCGGCGCACACCUGCCACCUUGUCGGAUCGACCCUCCCCGACCCCUACCUCUCCCUCUUGCUCGGGCUGCAGGCGACCCUCAAGGCGGAGGGCAAGCCCGUCACGCCAGAGUCGAUCACAGAGUUCGCGUGGAACACGCUCAACUCCGGCAAGGUCAUCCCGGGGUAUGGCCACGCCGUGCUUCGCAAGACGGACCCGCGCUACACGUCGCAGCGCGAGUUUGCGCUCAAGCACUUCCCCGAGGACGAGCUCUUCAAGGUGGUCAACACCGUCUACCAGGUGAUGCCGGGCGUGCUCACCGAGCACGGGAAGACAAAGAACCCGUACCCGAACGUCGACUCGCACUCCGGCGUGCUGCUCAUGCACUAUGGCUUCGACAAGUACGACUACUACACGGUGCUAUUUGGCCUCGGGCGCGGGUUUGGCGUCCUCGCGCAGCUGUUCUGGGACCGCGCCCUCGGCUUGCCGCUCGAACGGCCGAAGUCCGUCACGUCAGAGUGGAUCAACCAGUUCAUCGAGAAAAACCCGAGCGGCCUGAAGUGAUCCGAUGAUGGCCUAUGGCGGUCUCGCUCCCCGCCCCUCCGCUGCGCCCUCCGUUUCCCUCUCCCGCCCACCUCUGGUGUCUCGAGCAACGCCCCUCCCCGCUCGGCGCUGGCCAGGAGCCGCUGCUUUGCCUAGUCCUCACCCGUGUUCUAUGUGCUCUAGCCGUGGCAUGUGGCCUCAAGUCAGGCCGGACAUUGUGGUGUGGUUUCUAGUGCUACUUCUACUUGCUUAGCGGGAGCGGGCAUGUCGUUCUACUUGUACUUCGUACACAUGCGGCGGCAACUGAAACCCGUGUCUC
Messenger RNA from Emiliania huxleyi CCMP1516, 1734 nucleotides. Its product is annotated as mitochondrial citrate synthase. Lineage: Eukaryota; Haptophyta; Isochrysidales; Noelaerhabdaceae. The transcript is spliced from 12 exons. Gene Ontology annotation, biological process: tricarboxylic acid cycle; carbohydrate metabolic process. Gene Ontology annotation, cellular component: mitochondrial matrix. Bases 66 to 1436 code for a protein of 456 amino acids. The record is from RefSeq and is a predicted model, not a curated record.